GUUGCAGCGUGUUGUGGCGGUGCUGGAGGUUGUGUGAUCUUUGCUCCGGGUGCCGGGAUGGCGGUGUACCAUGACGAGGUGGAGAUAGAGGACUUCGAGUAUGACGAGGAUACAGAGACUUAUUUUUACCCUUGUCCGUGCGGGGAUAAGUUCGCCAUCAGUAAGGAAGAUCUGGAAAAUGGAGAAGAAGUUGCAACAUGUCCUAGCUGUUCGUUGAUUGUCAGAGUCAUCUAUGAUAAGGAUGCGUUUAUGAAAGGGGAAGUGGUCCCCGAACCGAUUUCUGGCAAAACUGAACUGUUAAAGUGCUAAUGGUGAAUCUGUGAGCUUAGUCUAAGGUGUGGACGCUUCAACUAACAUCCAUUGCGGCCG
Nanorana parkeri is the source of this 369-nucleotide messenger RNA. RefSeq names its product diphthamide biosynthesis 3 (gene DPH3). The record is from RefSeq and is a predicted model, not a curated record. Bases 58 to 309 code for a protein of 83 amino acids. The transcript has 3 exons. Gene Ontology annotation, biological process: protein histidyl modification to diphthamide. Lineage: Eukaryota; Metazoa; Chordata; Amphibia; Anura; Dicroglossidae. Gene Ontology annotation, molecular function: metal ion binding.